AAUGAUUACCAAAAACACAUGAUGUCCCUCACACAGCUUGAUGACUACAGCCACCUCUUGAUGGCAAUAUCUGAAAAUGAUGUCCCCCGUCUCCAGCAAGUUAUUAAGAUCACAUUGGACAAUGGCGCCAAUGUCCACAAGGUCAUCAACAAGCUAGAAGAUGCCAUUGAGGGUAUAUAUUGCCCCCGAGGAUAUGGUUCCAGCAAUAUUGACAUUGCUACUCUUGUAUAUCAUCUCAGAGGACACCAACUUCUGUAUGUGCUCAAUCAUAAGCUUGGUAUCCCUUCCAUUCGCACUCUUUGA
This is a messenger RNA of Suillus fuscotomentosus, 303 nucleotides long. RefSeq lists its product as uncharacterized. The annotation marks the transcript as partial. The record is from RefSeq and is a predicted model, not a curated record. NCBI's taxonomy places the organism in Eukaryota, Fungi, Basidiomycota, Agaricomycetes, Boletales, Suillaceae. The transcript has a single exon.